Ascochyta rabiei is the source of this 708-nucleotide messenger RNA. RefSeq lists its product as uncharacterized. The record is from RefSeq and is a predicted model, not a curated record. NCBI's taxonomy places the organism in Eukaryota, Fungi, Ascomycota, Dothideomycetes, Pleosporales, Didymellaceae. The transcript has 2 exons. The coding region runs from base 1 to 708 and encodes 235 amino acids.
AUGGCAAGAUACCAAGAGCCUCUCGAUGGCCCGGUCGACCCAUCAUACUACGAAGAAAAGCCUACCGGGCUCUUGACACGCUUCGUUCCCGAGCGUCUGCGACACACAGCCUUCUACCGAAUUCUGCUGCGCCUGACCCGCGUCUUGCAAUUCAUCUCCGCCGUGGUUUCUCUUGGCCUCUUCUCUCAGCGUCUCUACAAGGUCUAUCGUCUUGUCAAUUCUAUCAAGACCCGCCGCGGUGUGAGCGGUUCCUUUGGCGCCGUAGAAGGCAUUCUCGCUGCCGCCGUCCUGUACACACUUAUCACCACAAUCAUGACGCUGAUCAAGAAGUCUGCCAACCCCGGACCCAAGUGGCUGCGCUGGCUGUGGGUGCUCCUCGAUCUUGCCUUCGUCGGUGCGUUCAUCGCCGUUUCUGUCCUCACGCGACCAAGUGGUGGAGCUGCGGGACCAAGGCAUUGCUACACUGACCGCAACGCCAACAAUGCUGCCAACAUUGCGCAAGGACAGACUGCAAACACUCAGGAUAGCACUUGUGAUUUGCCUUGGGGAACAUUCAUUCUGGCGAUCAUCAGCACAUUGCUCCACGCCCUCACAGCCGCCUUCCAUGAGAUCAAGGACCACCACCGCAAGACGAAGCUUGCGAGGACCGAGGAGAAGGCUGUUCACGAGCAGUACGCUUCUGGCAAUGGACUUGCGGAGCGUGCCUAA